Sphaerulina musiva SO2202 is the source of this 333-nucleotide messenger RNA. Its product is annotated as yippee-like protein. Gene Ontology annotation, cellular component: ubiquitin ligase complex. NCBI's taxonomy places the organism in Eukaryota, Fungi, Ascomycota, Dothideomycetes, Mycosphaerellales, Mycosphaerellaceae. Bases 1 to 333 code for a protein of 110 amino acids. The record is from RefSeq and is a predicted model, not a curated record. The transcript is spliced from 2 exons.
AUGGGCCUCGCCUACAACGUCUACCUGUCCGCCAAAAGAAUCUACGGCUGCAAAAACUGCAAAACCCACCUCGCAGACCACGAUGAAAUCAUAUCUCGCAACUUCCGCGGCCAACACGGGAAAGCCUAUCUCUUCAACAGCGUCGUAAACAUCCAACAAGGCGAAGCGGGAGAACGUAACAUGACGACAGGCAGACACGUGGUACGCGACAUUUACUGUCGACAGUGCAAAGAGAUUGUCGGGUGGAAGUAUGAUCGAGCAUAUGAAUCGACGGAAAAAUACAAAGAGGGAAAAUACAUUCUGGAACAGGAACUGUUGUGUCAGGUGAAUUGA